Molecule: messenger RNA, 2001 nt
Organism: Pundamilia nyererei
Lineage: Eukaryota; Metazoa; Chordata; Actinopteri; Cichliformes; Cichlidae
Product: interferon-induced very large GTPase 1-like
Exons: 3
Coding region: 1-2001 (666 amino acids)
Molecular function (GO): GTP binding
Source: RefSeq, a predicted model, not a curated record
AUGAAGAACAUCCCAGUCUACAAAGCUCAGACACCCUUGGUGUCAUUUUUCCGCCUGGGUUCUUUGUCAGUGUCUAAAUCUCAGCUGAUGAACACUUUGCUCAACGAUCGUCACAGCACCUUCUUCCACAGAAACUGCUUAGGAAGCACCAAGUCUCGCCAUCUGAUGGAUGGUGUGGCAGAGAUUGCCUGGUACUGUCCUGCUGGAAAACCCAAUGAUGCCUUCAAUGACUGCAUUGCCUUUUAUUUGCUAUUGAGAAAACGGGCUGAGCUCGAAGGCAUCUCCAAAAAACUGCAGUCUGCAUCUUUUGGCUUGGAGCACAUCUUCAGGGAAAUGGGACAGCUCUAUGAAGCCCAUAGAGAAAUACAGCAGGAGAGAAACAACACUGACUGGUCUAAAUAUCCUGAGCUGGCUGCACAGUUGAUGAUAUCAGGAUAUCCAAUGGAGCUGAUGGAUGGAGAUGCAGGUCACGUGCCUUUAACGUGGAUCUCCAGUCUUUUAGAGGAAGUCAUCAAGAAACUGGGUGACCAGAGAGUUUUUGUGUUGUCAGUUUUAGGCCUACAAAGCAGUGGAAAAUCAACAAUGCUGAACACCAUGUUUGGUUUGCAGUUUGCAGUAAGUGCUGGCAGGUGCACCAAAGGUGCCUUUAUGCAACUGCUCAAAAUAUCAGAGGAGAUGCAGAAAGACUUUCAGACCGACUAUGUUCUAGUGGUGGACACUGAAGGACUCUGUGCUCUUGAGUUGGAAGGUAAUGCCACUCCUCACCAUGACAAUGAACUGGCAACAUUUGUUGUUGGUCUGGGAAACUUGACAUUGAUCAACAUCUUUGGAGAGAAUCCAUCUGAGAUGCAGGACAUUCUGCAGAUUGUUGUUCAGGCUUUCAUGAGGAUGAAGAAAGUUCAUCUUUCUCCCAGUUGUGUGUUUGUUCACCAGAAUGUUACAGAUGUGGCAGCAGCAGAGAAAAACAUGGAUGGAAAGAGACGCCUGCAGGAAAAACUGGACCAGAUGACCAAGCUAGCAGCUGAAGAGGAGGUUUGCGAUGCAGAGUGCUUCAGUGAUGUCAUUGAAUUUGAUGUGCAAAAAGAUGUGAAAUACUGUGCCCAGCUAUGGGAGGGCAGUCCACCCAUGGCUCCUCCAAAUCCAGGUUACAGUGAGAGCAUCCAAGAACUAAAGGACGUCAUCCUGUCUAAAGCUUCAAAGUCUGCUGGAAUCACACUCUCUCAGUUCAAGACCAAAGUUGAGGACCUGUGGAAUGCCCUUCUGAAUGAAAGCUUUGUUUUCAGUUUUAAAAACACACUUGAAAUCGCAGUAUACAGAAAACUUGAGGUUCAGUAUGGGAACUGGACCUGGGCCCUUAGAAGCAAGAUGUUGACCACUGAAGAACAGCUUCAUAACAGAAUUGAAAAUGGUGAUCUUGACAAGGUUGAGAAGAAGUAUCUUUUGGAGGAAACAAGCAAAACAUUUAAAGAAAUUAGGAAAGCGAUAAAAACAUACUUUGAGAGUGACAAGGAUAAAGAAAUGUUGACUCAGUGGAGAGGACGAUUUGAAAUCAAAAUCAGUGAGUUUUAUGAUGAGCAGGUGAGCAGAUUAAAAACAAAACUUGAUGGAGUUAUCCUCCAGAAGAAAGCAUGUAAACAGUUGGAUGAUGAUAAGACAGGCUUUGAGAACAAGCUGCUACAGAAGAGCAAAGAGCUCGCUCAGCAACUGAAGGAUAAAGUCAGAGAUGAAGAAGAGCUUAACAAACAGUUCAACUCUGUUUGGAGCGGCUGGAUUACUGAAUUAACAGCAGAUACUAAAACAGUUGUAGACGUCAACUUGGAAGAAGAUUAUUGUACUAUUCUUCAAGAACUCGGUUUUGAACUGGCUUUUGUAGAUGAAUCAAAAAGACGUGGGAGAUACAAGAAAAUAUCUGAGAUUGGUGAUUAUUCAGACUACCUGAAGACAAGUGGACCAAAAUUUCUGGGGACUGUGAGCAGAGACUUGGCUUCUCGAGUCCCAUAA